Penicillium canescens is the source of this 1056-nucleotide messenger RNA. Its product is annotated as TauD/TfdA dioxygenase family protein. Gene Ontology annotation, cellular component: cytoplasm. The record is from RefSeq and is a predicted model, not a curated record. The transcript has 5 exons. Lineage: Eukaryota; Fungi; Ascomycota; Eurotiomycetes; Eurotiales; Aspergillaceae. Gene Ontology annotation, molecular function: 2-oxoglutarate-dependent dioxygenase activity. Bases 1 to 1056 code for a protein of 351 amino acids.
AUGGCCACCAUCACAACUUUCGAGGCCAAGGGAGCUUCCCCUGUGGACAAGAAACAGACAACCAGGGUCAAUUCCGAUGGACUCAAAUACCCUGAGUACUCUCCUUACAAUGAUCCGGAUGAAAUUUUCCCGGAGCCUGAGCCUUUCGAGUAUUAUGACCGGGCAUUAGAUGCCGACCCCGAAAUGCCCGUGUUCUUUAACGAUCAUGUUAAGGUGGAGGAGCUCACGCCUUACAUUGGUGUCCGGGUGACUGGACUUGACCUAGCCUCACUUGACAAGGCUGGCCAGGACCAGCUUGCCCUUCUUGCAGCUAAGAAAGGAAUUGUCUUCUUUGCUAGCGACGACAAUGUCAAGCAGACUUUUCGAGACACUUCUUUGCAGAAGAAGCUAGAAAUGGUCCGAUAUUAUGGGCAGCUACACCAGCACGCUGUCCAGCCGCGACCUCGUGACUCGACUGAAAUCUCUGUUGUUUACCAGGAUAACGUGAACACUGUUAGGGUAGAGCGCCAACCCCCAGGAAUCACCUUCUUCUGCUGUAUGCAAAGUGACGCUCCGUCAGGCGGCGACACGCUGGUUGGAAGCCUUGUUGAGGCAUAUGAACGCCUCAGUCCGCCAAUGAAGCAGUUCUUAUGCGGUCUCAGAGCCGUUCACUCGUCGAAGGUCAUGACAGGCAAGGCAGCAAGGGUGGGAGGUGCAAACAGACGAAAGGAUGUUGAGUCUGUGCAUCCUGUUGUUUAUGAGCAACCGGCCACUGGGUAUAAAUCCCUUUACAUUAACCCCGAGCGGAUAACCCACUUCGAAGGGUUGAGGCAUGAGGAGAGCGAGUACCUGCUCAAGUUUCUUAGUGACCAUAUUACUAAGGGCGCAGACUUUCACGCGAGGUAUAAGUGGAACGAGGGCGACGUUUGCGUAUGGGACCAGCGCGUAUGCGUUCAUUCGGCAACAUUGGACAAUCUGGAGUACCGUCGUCACUUUAUCCGAAUUACUGCGCUUGCUGGCGUUCCAACCCAGGCCACAUACACCCCGCCCACGGACGAGGACAAGUACGCAAAGUAG